Molecule: messenger RNA, 426 nt
Organism: Racocetra persica
Lineage: Eukaryota; Fungi; Glomeromycota; Glomeromycetes; Diversisporales; Gigasporaceae
Source: the annotation of a GenBank genome assembly
CCUGGACAAUGGCGUGAUAAAGGAGAAAAAAUUCAUGGUCCAGAUCCUAAUAUUGUAUACUGGCCAAAAAAUAGGCAUUGGGAAUUGAUUAAAGAUAUUACUGAAAGUAGUGGUUCUGGAAAGACAACGCGUGCAAUUCGAAUCUUCAAAGAUAUAAACAUGGUUGUUUUCACCUAUACAAAUACACUAGCUAAAGAUUUCCAAAAUGACCAUAAACCUCCACCAUUCUUCAGAGAAAUGCCUCAUGACUGGUUAAAAGAACAAGCUGAUUACUAUGAGGAAGUCUUAACUGACUAUUGGGCCAAAUGUCCUAGAUUACAAGAGCUUAAGAAAAAAAUACGAUGCCAAAAUAACAGAGUGCAGUCAGACUUAUUCUGUGAAGCACUUCUGAAUACAGAAAAAUGGGAAUAUCUUAAAGCUGAAUAG